AUGCGAUACCACCUCAACACGGCAGCGGCCGCAGGCGCAGCAGCGGCGCUCCCCGAAUGCGGCGCACGCCUGAACGCGGCCCUGGCGGACGUCAAGGCGGCGGUUGUUGCUGCCGCACCGGCCAUCUCUGGCUCGACCGUGUACACGGGCGCCGCCGGCGUCGCGUACGCCCUCGCACGCGCAUCCCGCACGGACACCUCGCUGCUGCCGCUGGCCGCGCAUCAGGCGGCCGCGGCGGCGGCGCGGCCGGGCCUGCGGCGCCGUGUUCCCGACAGCGUGAUGGACGGCCAAGCGGGCGUGGCGCUCGUGCAGGCGGUGCUCUGUGGCGCCGCUCAAGGCUUUGACCCUUGGGACCUGCGGGAAGCGCCCCUGGCUCGCUUCGCGGCCUGCUGCGGGCGCGCGGCAUCGCCAGAUCUGUCGGUGUCGGACGAGGUCCUGUACGGCCGCAGCGGCACACUGCUGGGCGCGCUCAUGCUCAACCAGCAGCUUGGCAGAAAAGUGGUGGCGGACGACCACUUGACAGCCAUAUGCGCCGCCAUCCUACACUCAGGCCUGGAGGCCAGCCUGCCGGGCCGCCCAACCGCCGGUGGCCACUGGCCGGUGAUGUGCGCCCUGGGCAGCGCCGAGGUGGAUGACACCCCCCUUGUCCACUGGUGCCAUAGUUCGCCAGGAGUAGCCAUGAUGGCCGCCAAGGCCUUCCAGGUGACGGGCUCGCGUAGGUACCUGGCGGCUGCCGUUUCGGCCGGGGAGCUCGUGUGGAAGCGCGGCCUGCUGACCAAAGGGCCGGGCCUUCGCCACGGAGUCAGCGCCACCUGCCCCACCCCUGCCGACCUGCCCGCGGCGCUGCUCAAGGCGUUCCUGUCGACCCCCAAGGGCUGGCCGGGCAUCAGCGUGAGCCCUGCCAGCGCCACCGUGUCUAUCGGAAGCACAAAGGUCGCCACCGUCUCCCUAACCGGCCUGAAGGGCACCGUCCAGUCCAAGCCCGGCAUGGCCGCCGCGAAGGUCAAGGCCAUCGCCGGCGUGGUGACGACAAGGAGCGCCCUGGCCAACCUCAGCCCCUUCAACCUGGCUGGCCAGGCGCUGGCUAUCGCCGGCAGCGGCUGCACGCUGAGGGCCAUCAACAAGAACACGCAGCUCGCAUUCUCUUGCCCCAACAUACAGGUUCAAAACCGCUUUGAGCUGAAUAAUGGCGCCGGCGAUCUCCAGAUCAAGGGCGCAAUUUCAGCUGUUGGUGAUCUGCUUAAUGGGAAGCUGGUUCCCGCAAUCAACAUACCCAUUCCUGUUUGA
Monoraphidium neglectum is the source of this 1287-nucleotide messenger RNA. RefSeq names its product LanC-like protein 3. Bases 1 to 1287 code for a protein of 428 amino acids. Gene Ontology annotation, biological process: peptide modification; carbohydrate metabolic process. Gene Ontology annotation, cellular component: plasma membrane. The transcript is spliced from 11 exons. The record is from RefSeq and is a predicted model, not a curated record. Lineage: Eukaryota; Viridiplantae; Chlorophyta; Chlorophyceae; Sphaeropleales; Selenastraceae.